AUAUCGUUGUUUCGCGAAAUGGUUGUGGUCGAGGGGAUUAAAUCGAGUGAAGUGACUCUUUUGGCGAUAUUCCCGGCUAUUUGGAAUGUUAGGUGUUUAGAGUGUUGUCAAAUGAUUCAUUCUUACGGGGAGAAAAGUGGUAUCGAUGCGUUUGAUAUACGUGUUAUGAAUUCACUUGUAGAUGCAUAUGCUAAGUGCGGAAGUAUAGACGAUGCUGUGAGAGCUUUUGAGGAUAUAUCUUAUGAAACAAGGAAUUUUGUGUUGUGGACAUCGAUAAUAUCAGGAUAUGCGAUGCACGGGAUGGCAAAAGAUAGUUAUAACAUGAUGGUGGAUGCAGGUGUUGAACCAAAUCGCGUAACGUUUUUGAGUAUGCUCAAUGCUUGUAGUCAUGGAGGUUUAGUGGAUGAGGGGCUCGAGUUUCUUAGAAAAAUGGUUGAUGAGUUUGGGAUUCAACCAGACAUUAAGCAUUAUGGCUGCUUGAUUGACAUGUUAGGGAGGGAAGGUAGGUUGGAAGAAGCAGAAAAGAUACCGUGUGAAGGAUGA
This is a messenger RNA of Lycium ferocissimum, 543 nucleotides long. RefSeq names its product pentatricopeptide repeat-containing protein At1g09220, mitochondrial-like. Gene Ontology annotation, biological process: RNA modification. Gene Ontology annotation, molecular function: protein binding; RNA binding. NCBI's taxonomy places the organism in Eukaryota, Viridiplantae, Streptophyta, Magnoliopsida, Solanales, Solanaceae. The annotation marks the transcript as partial. The transcript has a single exon. The record is from RefSeq and is a predicted model, not a curated record.